CACGGUAGGCUAUCGUGCAUUGUAGUAGGCUUAGCAUGUUAUUGCGCCAACGCUCUUGGAUUAUUUUACCCUGGACUGCGAAAGAGAUUGUCAUCAAAAAUGCAGACUAGCCGGCUGGCUGAAUGAACGCAGGAUCAUGGUAAAGGAGUCCCGUUGUUGACUGGCGUGGGGGAGGCUUCACCAUGUCCUGGGGUGGGUGUCAUGAAGACAGGAUGUGAUGUCGCGUGGGGGGGUGGCAGAGAAUGGCCACAGCCAUGGGGGGAAACCUGUCCAAAUAUGCCCCCAUCUUCCUCGUCCUCGCACUGUCAGGAAUCCUCUUCCUCCUGCGGAACAUGCAUACACUGGAGAGGUGGAACUGCCAGUCGAUGUCCUCUCUCUACCAGCUCCAAAGCAGCAUCAGUUCGGCCUUCAAGCCCUCUGGAGCCUUCUUGCUCCUGGACCACAACCACACUUACUGCCCCUUCCUGGGCCAGGAGCCAUCCAGCGAGGAGGCCCGUGAGGAGCGCUACCUCCUGGAGUCCAUCUCUUGGCCAGAGCCACCCACGCCGGGCACGCCGCCGCUCCGCUUCAGCAGCGACCCGGCCCGCAGCUUCUUCGUGAUCCAGCCGCCCGCCAGUGGCAGAGGGGCCUCGGGCCAGUCGGUGUGGCGCGUGGGUGGCAAGCUGGAAGUGCUGGUCCACAUGCAGAACUUCCUGGGCCAGCCCAAGAGGCAUGGCGGCGACUUCCUGCUGGCGCGCAUCUACUCUCCCGAGCUGGGUGCGGGCGCCUCGGGCCGCGUCACCGACCACCAGGACGGCCUGUACACCGUGGAGCUGCCGCUGCUGUGGCUGGGCCCCGCGCAGGUGGAGGUGAUGCUGGUGCACUCGAGCGAGGUGGUGGCCGUGCUGCGACGCCUGCGCGAGGAGCAGCCCGACCGCGUUUACUUCAAGAGCCUCUUCCGCUCAGGCUUCCUGUCCGAGACCACCGUCUGCAACCUGUGCCUGCGCACUAGACCGCGCCAGCCGGCGCUCUGCAACUACACGGACCCGCACUCCGGCGAGCCCUGGUACUGCUACAAGCCCCGGCUCCUGGAUUGUGACACGCGCAUCAAUCACGCCAAAGGAGGCUACAAGAAGCACCUGCUCACCACCACAGAGUCCAUGUUGUUCUUGAGCUCUACUAUUAAAGCUCCCAUUCAAGCCCUCGGGAUGGACAACAUAACAAUCUCACCCGCUGUCAGAGAACUGUCAUUGAUUCGACGAGACAGGUCAAAGUUAAUGCCAUCUGGGUAUUACUACCAAGGCUCUUGGAGGCCUUUAUCUGGAAUUCCCAUACAGCAGUUCAAUGAUUCCUCCGCCAUUACUCAGUGUCUGCGUGGAAAACUCUUUUACAUGUUUGGAGACUCCACUGUUCGACAGUGGUUUGAGUACCUCAAUGCCUUCGUUCCAGAACUGAAAGAGUUCAACCUCUACAGCCCAAAGAACGUGGGGCCCUUCAUGGCUGUGGACAGCGUCCACAACAUCCUGCUGCAGUACCGCUGCCACGGCCCGCCCAUCCGGUUCUCCACUGUCUCCGCCAGCGAGCUGCGCUACGUGGCCAAUGAGCUGGACGGCCUGCCCGGCGGGCCCGACACAGUGGUGGCGCUGAGCGUCUGGUCCCACUUCAGCACGUUCCCCGUGGAGGUGUACAUGCGGCGUCUGCGUCACAUCCGCCGCGCUGUGGCUCGCCUGCUGGACCGGGCACCGGGCACGCUGGUGGUGAUCCGCUCGGCCAACCCGCAGAAGCUGGACGCGGAGGUGUGCCUGUACAACAGCGACUGGUUCUCCGUGCAGCUGGACGCGGUUCUGAGGGCCAUGUUCCGUGGCCUGCGUGGGGUGGUGCUGCUGGACGCCUGGGACAUGACGCUGGCACACCCCACGCAGCCCCACCUGCUGCACCCACCACCGGACAUUGUCAAGAAUAUGAUCGACCUCAUCCUCUCCCACGUGUGCCCAGCCAAAAAGGAGAGGAUGAGGACAUAGCCAGCAGAGGGAUCUGGAAGGGGAAGGGGAGAGAUGUGUAUCAAAUGCAAGUAGUUCAGUGGGGCCAAACAUGAUUUUUUGUUUUUUCAUGAGGAUCUACAUCUUUUAUACAGGAUUUCCUUGAGUGUCCUUUUCCUCCCAGUCGGAGAAGAGUGAGCGCUGCUGCACUUUCCUGCCCAGAGGCACCAGCCCAAACGUGAACAUGAUUUGAGUGAGAACUCGGUUCUUUGUCUGAGUAGUUCCCACCUCCUUUUAACAGCAAUUCGCUCACAGUCUGUUUGAAUUUAUGGAGCAAGAUGGAAUUUGGGGGGAAAUGAGAGAAAAGAUGAGCAGUAUGAUAAGGAAUACAGCGUAGACAUUUUCAAAUGGCCAAAUUGUGUGUUAUCUACUGUCUGAUCCAUCUCUGUCGUCCUUCUCUUUGUUGCUUGCCUGCCCUCUAUCUGUCCUCUCCUCUCUUUUGUAGUCUGAGUUUCAUCCUCAACUUCCUGUCGUCCAAAAGUUCUAUCCAGAUAUCUCUAGUAGUUGUUGCAUUAACACUGGUAGAAAUCAGUUCAACACGCAAAAGACAGGACCACACUUUAAAACUGCAGUCCUGCUGUGUCUUGCUGCAGAUGACCUGGUCAGGGACUAUUAUUCAUCUUUCUGCUUCAUCAUAUAACUGAUGGUGUGUAAAGUUGUGACAUACCUCAAAUGUUAAAAGGUGUAAUAUGUAGAGGAUGGUGCCGCUGGUAGGCUGUUAGACUCAAAACUAUGUUGCAUUGUAUUUUGCACAAGUUGUUGGCUUUAAGGUAAUAAUCAAGAAGACAGACAAUGCCUAAAUGAACAUUGUAAAGCAAUGACAUGAUGCAUCAUGCAUAUUAUACAGGACACAGGCAUAUAGAUAUUCUGGACAUAGCACAUGCCAAACUGAAUUAGUCUCAACCAGUGUAAUCUGCACAACUCAUUGUAGUGUUUGCUUAUAAUACCGGUGGUCCACUGUUAUGCUUUUAUCAUGUAACCAUUUGGCUACUUGGAAAUGUAGCUGCUUACUGUAUACUCUUUGCCACUGUGUCAUUUGUUUUAUGGAAAAGCCAUUACAAUAAGGGCCAUUACCAAGCAUCACUGGAAAACCAGUUUGACUACACAUUUUUAUUUUGCCUAAACAAAUGGAGUCAAACAUUCAAAUUGGGGUGCCAGCUAAGUUCAAAUGUAAAAGACUGCUUAUUUUCACUGAACUUUUCUGUGUGCAUACUUCCUUGAUGGCCAAUGUGAAACUUGCUUAAAAUAAACUAUUAUGCAUCCUGA
Messenger RNA from Alosa sapidissima (American shad), 3284 nucleotides. RefSeq names its product neurexophilin and PC-esterase domain family, member 3 (gene nxpe3). NCBI's taxonomy places the organism in Eukaryota, Metazoa, Chordata, Actinopteri, Clupeiformes, Clupeidae. The transcript is spliced from 6 exons. The record is from RefSeq and is a predicted model, not a curated record. The coding region runs from base 243 to 2000 and encodes 585 amino acids.